Messenger RNA from Erigeron canadensis, 798 nucleotides. Its product is annotated as methylesterase 1-like. Gene Ontology annotation, molecular function: methyl indole-3-acetate esterase activity; methyl jasmonate esterase activity; methyl salicylate esterase activity. Gene Ontology annotation, biological process: salicylic acid metabolic process; jasmonic acid metabolic process. Lineage: Eukaryota; Viridiplantae; Streptophyta; Magnoliopsida; Asterales; Asteraceae. The record is from RefSeq and is a predicted model, not a curated record. The transcript has 3 exons. Bases 1 to 798 code for a protein of 265 amino acids.
AUGGAAAACAUAACUAACGAACCAAAAGUGCAUUUUGUUCUAGUACAUGGUGCAUGCCAUGGAGCCUGGUGUUGGUAUAAGCUCAUUCCCCUUCUUAAAGCCGCUGGCCACCGUGUUUCGGCCUUAGAUCUCUCUGCUGCUGGCACCAACACCAAAGAAAUACAAGAAGUCAUCACAUUUGCCGACUAUACUGCCCCGUUGCUUGAAUUUAUGGCAGCCCUUCCCCCGGAAGAGCAGGUUGUGCUUGUUGGCCAUAGCGUUGGUGGUUUAAGCAUUGCUCUUGCCAUGCAAACGUUCCCGACUAAGAUCUCUCUCGCUAUCUUUGUCACUGCCUUAAUGCCGGAUACCACAAAUAGGCCUUCUUACGUUUUCGACCAGUGGAACGCAAGUAUUCCGCCAGCAGAUUGGCUUGACACAACUUUCACUCCUUAUACGAACGACGCAGGCCAAUCCGACAUCAUGAUGCUUUUCGGGGAACAAUUCUUGACCUUGAAUAUGUAUCAACUUAGCCCUAAACAGGAUCUUGAAUUAGUGAAAAUAUUGGAAAGGCCAAUACCAUUGUUUGUAAAUGACCUACCUACGGCACAACCAUACACAGAAGAAGCGUACGGUUCUGUGAAGCGCGCUUUCGUCCUUUGUGACGACGAUAGAACCAUCAAACUAGAGUUCCAAAAAUGGAUGAUCGAGAAUUAUCCGGUGGCGGUGAAGAGAGAGUUGAAACAUGUGGAUCAUAUGCCUAUGAUAGGCGACCCAAAGCAGCUCAGUGCCUGCCUCCUUGACAUAAUUUCCUGCGAUUAG